CUCUCUCUCUCUCUCUCGACUUUUCUUGUUUUUUUACCGUCUUUUUAUUGCAUUCUGUGGAUAUAUCUGUCAGCAAGACAACCCGGAAAUGUGUGAUAAAAAAAACAAGAACAGAAAAACAGAAAUACCCACAAACAGAAAGGUCUUUCUCUAGUCUCUCCUUUCCUUUUGAUCUCUAAAAAUGAAAAAAAAGAAGAAGCACAAAACCCAAGAUUUUAUAGGCUUUUCAUUAAGUGAUCAGAACAGCUGAGUAAUCGCUUUCUCCUUUCCGGUCCUCUUCCUAGCAAGCAACCUAGCGUGUUUUAUGUGCUGCGUUGUUGCGGUAGUACUGACAAUAGCUUCUUAGGCUCACAGCAGCUGAUGUGUAGUGUUGUUGUGCCUAUAGCUAUACUACUUCUUGAAGUAUCACAGCCUGUCUUGAUUGGUUGGUUCAUGGUUGGUUCUUUCUACUUAUUGUUUCUCUUGUAAAUUUCACCAUUUAACGCCUUUUUAGAAACUCCCAACAAAAAACCCCGAAAAAAGAAGAAGUAAAAACCAAGCUCAACCGUGUUAUGUCCACGUGGUUUUACUUUAAUGCCUAUAAUUAAGUACAAUUCUAGGUGUCGUUCUUUUCAAAAAUUCAAUUCUUUGGCUUAAAUUUGGUUUCGUUUUAUAACGUUUGAUUCUUUUGAAAUUUGCUCCCUUGGUUAAGUUUCGUUUCUCAAACCAGUGUCUCAUUAAGCUUUGCUGCUUCUUUUUGUUUUUUUCUUUGGCUUUGUGUUGCAGAGGGAAAGGAAAGACUGCUGCUUUGCUGCUACAUUAUAAUCACAGCACACAAAAGAGAACGAGGCUAGCAGUAUUUGUAGCUAAAACAACAGCCAACACUAGUUUUCUUGUUUAUUGGACCUAGCAGCCACUCGUGUUUGAUGCUUGCAAAAUAAAAAAAGUGUGCGCGUUGACUCUUGAGGUGCUGCAAUACAUAAUUAAAGGAGGGGGCGGUGAUUGAUAGUGGUUUUUGCAGUGGAGGUCUUGGUUACUUUGCAUGAAUAUCAAGUGGAACUCGGUCCGUGAAUUGUGCCAUUGGUGGGUUUAUAUAGGUGGUUGUUAGUACUUGAUAUGGUUAACUAGAGAAGGGCGUGUUGAGGACAGUGGUUUUUGAUGUGGAAUAUUGGUCUCAAGUACCUGAAGAGAUGCUGAGCUCUGAUGAAGGAAAGCGUGAUCUGUUCUAUGAUUCUGUGGAUUACUUCGAAUCGGGUUGUGAUCAAUUGGAGUAUGAUAUUUGGUUGACCGAGCCACAAAGUGUUGAGGAGAGACGCCAAGGUUUUCUACGCGGAAUGGGUCUAGAUGGGUUUGCUUCCAAGAGGCAUGAGAACACUGGGUUGGAGAGGAUCACUGAAUACAGUGGGGCUGUAUCAAGUACUUCAGUUCCAUGUACAAAUGUUGAAGAGGUAAAUAUGGUUAGUUGCAGUGCUGGUAGAGAGGAAAAUUCUGAAGCCAAUUGUGUGGUUGAUCAAAUGAGUAAAGACAAGAUGGAUAAAUCGGAUGUAGCUUCUGAAAAUGAGAAUAUUGGACCUUUACUCGAUUUGCAAGGAUGGGAACAAUGUGAAGAAGAAAAAUGUAAAAAGUGUGAUUCAGGAAAAAGUAAAAUGAAGAGUUGGUGGAAACACUUUUUAAAAAAGAGCAAGGAGGAAAGAGUAGGUAGAUGUGUAUCUGGGGUAUCGAAGUCGGAUACUGAAGCACCAAAAACUAACAGAACGAAGGUGAAGCAGAACAGAAAGGGUUGCAUGGAGUUUACAGGGGUAUAUAUGGGACAGGAAAUUCAAGCUCACAAGGGCUUCAUUUGGACAAUGAAGUUUAGUACAGAUGGGCAGUAUUUGGCAACUGGGGGUGAAGAUAGGAUUAUACGCGUUUGGCGUGUUACAUUGGUGGAUUCAUCUUGCAAGUCUUUCCUAUCUGAAGGACAUUGUGAUAGCAAUCUGAAAGAAGCCAAGUCUAAUAAUUUGAGCACAAAGAAAAGAGUGUAUUCAUCUAUAGUCAUUCCUGAGAAGGUUUUCCAGAUUGAAGAGACACCAUUGCUGGAAUUUCAUGGUCAUGCCAGUGAAAUUUUAGACUUAGCAUGGUCUGAUUCAAACUAUCUCCUUUCAUCUUCAAUGGAUAAAACUGUUCGUUUGUGGAGAUUGGGUUGCAACCAUAGUCUGAACAUUUUUCGCCACAGUAAUUAUGUAACAUGCAUUCAGUUCAGUCCUGUUGAUAAAAACUAUUUCAUUAGUGGCUCCAUCGAUGGAAAAGUUAGAAUUUGGGGAGUGCCUGAGAAGCGAGUUGUUCACUGGACAGAUGUACGAGAUGUAAUAUCUGCCAUAAGUUACCAGCCAGAUGGGAGAGGGUUUGUAGUUGGUACCAUUAAAGGCACUUGCCGUUUCUAUGAAGUAUCAGGUACUGAUCUCCAGCUCGAGGCAGAAGUUCAUAUUCAAGGCAGAAGGAGAACCUCUGGCAACCGAAUAACUGGCAUUCAGUUUUCCCAGGAAAUAUGUCCAAGGGUUAUGAUCACAUCUGAAGAUUCUAAAGUUCGUGUAUUUGAUGGGGUUGACAUCGUUAAUAAAUUUAAAGGUCCUCCAAAGUCAGGAAGUCAGAUGUCGGCUUCGUUUACUUCAAAGGGGAGACAUAUAAUCUCGGUUGGAGAGGACUGUCGUGUUUAUGUAUGGAACUAUGAUGGCUUGUGCACCUCAUGGUCUAAACACAUAAAAUCUGUGAAGUCCUGUGAGUUUUUCUUCUCUGAAGGCGUGUCUGUUGCAGUGCCUUGGUCAGGCACGGGAACAGAAGUGAGAGGCCUGGGUAGUAGAAGAAGUUUAACAGAGGAGACUGCUUCGUCGAGGAAAGAUUCAGAACGGUUUUCUCUCGGUAGUUGGUUCUUCAUGGACGGUCGAUGCAGGGGAAGCUACGCAACAUGGCCUGAGGAGAAACUCCCUAUGUGGGAUGUACCAGUUCUAGAUGCUGAAUAUCAAAAUCAGCAGAUCAAAAACCUUCAUGAACAGCAGUGCGUUAACACCAAUGACCACAUCUCUUUAUCAGAAGCAUGGGGGCUCGUGAUUGUGACUGCAGGAUGGGAUGGAAAGAUCAGGGCUUUCCACAACUAUGGAUUGCCCAUCAUGCUCAACUAGAUUCAAGCAAUCUUCCUGGUCUUGCUAAUGAGCCUUGUGUCGCCAGAUGACAUAUGGUGUCAUCCAAAUUUGGGCCAACUUGUGAUUUAGCCAGGUCCAUCUUAGUCUGCAGGUAUAACGAUCAUGAUUUGCAGCUUUAAAUGCAAACCCCACGACAUCUAUUGUAAAUGUUCCCUAGUCUAGUUCUUGUUCUCGGCCUUGUUCUCGAUAGAGAACAUCCUCAAAUCACCAGCAGAAAGAGUCACUUGACAUGCUUUGUAACUUGCAUGCCAUUAGGAUUCUGUGGUCACAUGCUGCUCAUCGAGUCAUGCCACAGUUUUUUUUCUUAAAAAUCUAUUCACUCCCUAUUUAUGAAUGAUUAGCAUGUAUAUGAUAU
This is a messenger RNA of Populus euphratica (Euphrates poplar), 3513 nucleotides long. RefSeq names its product WD repeat-containing protein 44-like. The transcript is spliced from 9 exons. Gene Ontology annotation, molecular function: protein binding. The record is from RefSeq and is a predicted model, not a curated record. The coding region runs from base 1170 to 3137 and encodes 655 amino acids. NCBI's taxonomy places the organism in Eukaryota, Viridiplantae, Streptophyta, Magnoliopsida, Malpighiales, Salicaceae.